CCUUUACCUUUUUUUUUGUCCUAAGCCAGGGCGCUUGCCCGCACAUGCUCCUCCCCAGCUCCUCCACCUAUCGAGGCAAAAUUUCCCGGGAGAAACUUACCUCCAACUAAAGUCAAGAACAAAAAAGUGAAUUAUUUUUACUCGUAUUUAUUUUCUAAUUUUCUUUUGUUUCUUGAUUCUGAGUUGGAGCUGCAAGAAAAUGUCAAUUACUAAUUGGUAAAUUAUACUACGUAUGCUCUAAUCUUUUAUUAGAAACGAUUCUCAUCAGACAACUCUAGUACUUGAUGUGUUGGCAUGAUUUUCAAGAAAAGUUUGUUCAUUUCUUCUCACUGUUUAUACCUUACUCUUCUGUGUAUAUUCUAGCUUCGAUAUCACCCUUUAUGCAUUUCCGUUUUAAAUUAUACUUUGCUUGGUUGCUUAUUAUAGUGUUUGUCGAUUGUCCAAGGUUUGCACUAAUUUUCUUGAUAUUAUAAUAACGGUUAUAAGUUAUAACCUUGGAGCUAGAGUGGUAGAUUCUUGUUCACUGAAACGUUAAUAGGGAAAGUGUGAUGGAAGCUUUUUCUGCAACUCUGAAUUUUGCAACCCCAUUUGCAAGGGAGAAUGAAGUUUGGUGGAAGAAGAGCAAAGGGGGGAUGAAGAAAAAUGUUUUGGCUAAUCAGUUCUCUAAAAGAUUCAAAAUUGAAAGAACAGAUAGGGAUAUGAAACCAGGAUUUGCUUUCUCUGUUCUCUCCAGAGGAAAUGGCAAUGAUACUCUGAGUGUUGAAGCACUAGGAAUGGAGAGAGCUACGGCAAACCCUAAAAGUGUGGCUGCAUUCAUACUGGGAGGGGGUGCUGGGACCCAGUUAUUCCCGCUUACAAAUAGGACUGCAGCUGCUGCUGUCCCGGUUGGAGGAUGCUAUAGGAUGAUUGACUUCCCAAUGAGCAAUUGCAUUAACAGUGGAAUCAACAAGAUCUUCGUGUCGACCCAAUUCAAUUCUGCGCCUCUCAACCGUCACAUUGCACGCACCUACUUCGGAAAUGGUGUGAGCUUGGGCGAUGGGUUUGUAGAGGUUUUAGCAGCAACUCAGACAUCAGGAGAAGCAGGAAUGAAAUGGUUUCAAGGGCCAGCUGAUGCUGUCAGGAAAUUUAGUUGGGUAUUUGAGGAUGUGAGGAACAAGGACAUUGAUAAUAUACUUAUUGUGCCUGGUGAUCAACUUUACCGGAUGGAUUAUAUGGACUUGGUGCAGAAACACAUUGACUGCAAUUCCGACAUUACCCUUGCUUGUGCACCAGUUGGGGACAGCCAAGCAGCAGACUUUGGGCUGGUGAAAAUUGACCACAGGGGCAAAGUUGUCCAGUUCAACGAAAAACUCGAAGGCGCGAGCUUAAAAGAAAUGAAAGUGGACACCAGUCUCAUAGGAUUGUCUCCUGAAGAAGCCAAAAGGAAUCCAUAUAUUGCUUCAAUGGGAUUAUAUGUGUUUAAGAGAGAUAUUCUGAUGAAGCUGUUAAGCUGGAGAUACCCCACAGCAAAUGACUUUGGGUCAGAAAUCAUUCCUGCAGUUAUCCAUGACCACAAUGUUCAAGCUUACAUCUUCAGAGACUAUUGGGAAGACACAGGGACACUAAAAUCUUUCUACCAAGCAAACUUGGCCCUCACACAAGAGUUUCCCCAGUUUGAAUUUUAUGAUCCUAGGACACCUUUCUACACAUCUCCACGACUGCUACCACCAACCAAAAUUGAUUGUUGCAAGAUUAAGAAUGCCAUAAUCUCCCACGGUUGUUUCUUGAGGGAGUGUGUCGUGGAACACUCCAUUGUUGGUGAGCGGUCCUGCUUGGAUUACGGCGUUAACCUCAAGGAGUCGCUGAUGAUGGGGGCAGAUUAUUACGAGACAGAAUCUGAGAUUGCGUUUCUUCUUGGCAAUGGAGAUGUACCAAUUGGGAUUGGGCAAAAUUCAAAAAUAAGCAACUGUAUCAUUGACAAGAAUGUAAGAAUAGGGAAGGAUGUGAUCAUCAAGAACACAGAUGGUGUUGAAGAAGCAGACAGGCCAGAUGAAGGAUUCUAUAUUAGAUCAGGAAUUACUAUUCUGAUGGAGAAAGCAAUCAUCAGAGAUGGAACAGUCAUAUAAAAUAACCUUAGCAUUUGGAAUCAAAUCAUAUCUUAUAGUAGUAUACACUAAUACACACACAUACAUAAUACUACGUAUAUACACACAUAUAUUAUAAAUGAAUGCAUGUUGAUGGGGUAUAUGGACUCCGACCCCCGGUUUGCCGACUAUCGGGCCUGGACAGCGGCCCACACACGUUUAGCGGAUUCAUAUUAUUGUACAUUAUUAUUCAGAUGUUCUAGAUUAGCUUUUCAUACUAUCAGUCCAUUUAUGUAACCGGGUCUGCCGGGCCGAUAUUAGAAGCCCAGACCCGGAUUUCCCUAUAUAUACUCCCUUAUGUAAGGCUUGUAAACCAUAACUCAUAGAACUCACAAUUCAUUCAACAUUAUACACAUUCUUCUUCUCCA
Messenger RNA from Cuscuta europaea, 2491 nucleotides. The record is from the annotation of a GenBank genome assembly. Lineage: Eukaryota; Viridiplantae; Streptophyta; Magnoliopsida; Solanales; Convolvulaceae.